Molecule: messenger RNA, 1461 nt
Organism: Rangifer tarandus platyrhynchus (Svalbard reindeer)
Lineage: Eukaryota; Metazoa; Chordata; Mammalia; Artiodactyla; Cervidae
Source: the annotation of a GenBank genome assembly
AUGUGGCCCUGGAGGGGACAUUACCCGUCUGGCUGUGCUCUAAGAAAGGCUUGGUGUCUCAUGAUUUCCUUCUUCCCCAGUCCUGCCAGUCUUUGCAAGAAGGAUCCUGAAGAGAAAGGAAACAAAUUUCCCCAUCUAAAAGUACAGAUCAGCUUCUCUGGAUUCUGGGCUUUUCGAGUGGAGGAACCCCAAAGAGGACUACGAAGUUCUUGCAGUUCUACAACCAUGGCCCAUAUGUCCUUGUCAUUCAGGGAUGUGGCCAUAGACCUCUCCCAGGAAGAGUGGGAGUGCAUGAACCCUGUUCAGAGGGCCUUGUACAGGGAUGUGAUGUUGGAGAACUACAGCAGCCUGGUCUCAUUGGGAUGUUCCACUCCUAAGCCAGACAUGAUUACUUUACUGGAGCAAGAGAAAGAGCCCUGGAUGAUAAUGAAGGAAGGAACAGGAAGUUGGUUCACAGAUUUGGAGUCUAAGUAUUUCACCAAGAAGGUAUUUCCAGAAAAGGAUAUUUGUGGAACACAUUUGUUUCAGUUGCAGACAGUGGAUGAAAGUCAAACUUAUAUCCAGGAGGACACCAUUUUCAGAAAUGAUUUGCAGUGUAAACAUGAGUUUGAGAGACAAGAAGCACAUCAAAUGAGAUAUGCUAGUCAAAUGAUAAUCCAAAACUGUAAAAUUCAUACUGGUGUAAAACCCUAUAAAUGUAAUGACUGUGGGAGGGCCUUCAGUCGUGGCUCAUACCUUGUUCAACAUCAGAAAAUUCAUACUGGUGACAAAUCCUAUGACUGUAAAGAUUGUGGUAAGUCCUUUAGUUUUCAUGCAGAUCUUACUCGACAUCAUAGAAUUCAUACUGGUGAGAAACCCUACAAAUGUAAAGAAUGUGGAAAAACCUUUCGUCUCCAAACAGAACUGACUCGGCAUUGUAGAAUUUAUACUGGAGAGAAGCCCUAUGAAUGUAAGGACUGUGGGAAGGCCUUUAUUUGUGGCUAUCAGUUGGCUUUACAUCUGACAGUUCAUACUGAACUCCGUCUGCAUCACAGAAUUCAUACCGGUGAAAAGCCCUAUAAAUGUCAGGAAUGUGGGAAAGCCUUUGUCCUUAGACAGCACCUUAUUCAACAUCAGAGAGUUCAUACUGGUGAGAAACCUUAUGAAUGUAACCAAUGUGGGAAGACCUUUAGUCGGCGCUGUUAUCUUACUCACCAUCACAGAAUCCACACCGGGGAGAAACCCUACAUAUGUGACAAAUGUGGGGAGGCUUUUAUUUGUAAGUAUCAACUUACCUUUCAUCAAAGAAUUCACAGUGAAAAACCCUAUAAAUGUAAAGAAUGUGGGAAAGCCUUUAGUGUUAGGUCAGAACUUAAACGACAUCACAGAAUUCAUACUGGUGAGAGACCCUAUAAAUGUAAACAAUGUGGGAAGGCUUUUGCUCGUCGUGAUAUACUCACUGUACAUCAUAGAACACAUUAG